Messenger RNA from Solanum stenotomum, 2042 nucleotides. Its product is annotated as 7-deoxyloganetic acid glucosyltransferase-like. The record is from RefSeq and is a predicted model, not a curated record. The coding region runs from base 29 to 1489 and encodes 486 amino acids. Lineage: Eukaryota; Viridiplantae; Streptophyta; Magnoliopsida; Solanales; Solanaceae. Gene Ontology annotation, molecular function: UDP-glycosyltransferase activity. The transcript is spliced from 3 exons.
CUGUCUAUCUUAUCUCCCACUCGUAGUAAUGGAGCAUCACAACACAAUAGAAGCAAAAAUAAUGUGUCCUCAUGUGCUCCUCUUCCCUCUUCCAAUACAAAGCCCUAUCAACUCCAUGCUUCAACUUGCCGAGCUUUUUUGCCUCGCCGGUUUACAAGUUACUUUCCUUAACACUAAUCACAAUCAACAGCUUCUCUACCGUCAUACCAACGUCGAAUCUAGAUUCAGGCAAUAUCCUAAAUUUCAAUUCCGGACAAUUUCCGAUGGUCUUCCCGACGAUCAUCCCCGCUCCUUUCCUAUGUUUGAAGACCUUAUUAAUUCCUUGCAAGCUGUGGCAGAGCCUUUUCUUAAAGAUAUAUUAACAGAGUCCGGUGUCACGUGUGUUAUACCUGAUGGAUUAUUUUAUUAUGCAGUGGAUAUUUGUAAUGAGGUUGGAGUUUCUGUUAUUUCUUUUGAUACUAUUAGUCCUUGUUGCCUCUGGGUUUACCUCUGUUUCCCCAAACUCAUUCAAACUGGAGAUAUUCCCUUCAAAGGAAAUGAUGAUUUGGACAUGUUGAUAGAAAAUGUACCUGGCAUGGAAGAUCUUCUCCGGCGUCGCGAUUUUCCAUUCUAUCGCCUCACAAAUUGUGCAACGGACCUCUAUUGCCAACUUGCUCUCAAGGAAAUCCAAAGUAUACCUCGAUCCCAUGGACUCAUAUUAAAUACAUUUGAAGAUUUGGACGGUCCAUUACUAUCUCACAUUCGCUCUCAUUGUCCACAAACGUAUGCUGUUGGGCCGCUACACUUGCAACUCAAAACUAGGCUUGCUGAUAAAAGAAUGUCCUCUUCAAAUAGUUUGUGGGAAGAAGAUCACAGUUCAAUUCAAUGGCUUGAUGCACAGCCCAUAGAAUCAGUAAUCUAUGUAAGUUUUGGAAGUCUUGCAACUUUGACAAAGGAGGAAAUGUUGGAGUUUUGGCAUGGAUUAGUAAAUAGUGGAAUCAGAUUUUUGUGGGUCAUGAGGUCCGACUUAUUGAGGGAAGAAGAGUUUAGCCACCAAUUUGUGAAGGAGCUAGCAGCCGGUUGCAAAGAAAGAGCCUACAUAGUGAGUUGGGCUCCACAAGAGAAAGUACUAUCCCACCCAGCUAUUGGUGGAUUUUUAACUCACAGUGGAUGGAACUCGACCAUGGAAAGUAUUGUUGAAAGAAAGCCUAUGAUCUGUUGGGCUGUUUAUGUGGACCAACGAGUCACUAGUAGAUUCGUCGGUGAGGUGUGGAAAAUUGGGUUGGACAUGAAAGACAUUUGUGAUAGAGACAAUAUUGAGAAGGUGGUGAAAGAUUUGAUGGUAACAAAUAAGGAGAAGUUGAAGAAAUCGGUUGACAAGUUAUCUAUGUUGGCAGAAAUUAGUGUUGGAGAAGGAGGUUCAUCGUACAAUGCUUUUGAAUAUCUGGUCGAUGACAUUAAAAAGUUAGGCAGAAGAGACAAGGAUAUCAAUCCUAACAGCAUAGGAUAAACAGGCUAUCCUACUUUCCAGAUAACCUGUGAUCUCUAUAAAUCUGGAAAUCUCUCCCCGGGCUUUGAUUUUGCAGUCUAAAUCGGAGACCAAAAAUCUAAUUCUCCUGUCAUCUCCAACUUUAAUAAAUGCAUGUUUGGGAGAAUACCUCUCACCCUUUGCUAUUCUUGUUUCAAUAGACUCAUUCCAAGGGAUGUGAUCGUUUGAAACUAGUCCCUUUAUCCUGUUGUUAGCUGUUCUCUCAGAAACAUCAAUUUGGAAUUGCAAAAUUCCAUGACUGCUUCUUGUCUGGUGUCUCAGUUUUGUGCUGCCAAAAUACCUCCUCCCUAUCUUGGCCUUAGCUUCCAUGCUGUAAGAUGAAUUAAUUCCCCUCAUCCAGAGAACCUCGUAACCAAUUGUUCACUUUUGCUGGAACUUCAAAUAUUAAGAGAUCACUGUGGUUUGGAAUGGCUCUAACACACUGUUUAUCAAGGCCAGCCUGCCUACCUCCAGAGGAUAGAUACCGCGUUUUCCAUGUGGCUUAGCCUUCUUUUAAAAAGAAAAUCCACCACUU